CAGUGUGACAAGGAUAUUUAGCGAGCUGUGCUAAUAUUUCUGCGUUUAAUGUCAAGUUUGGAGAAUAAACCAGCAUCAUAAGGUGCAGACAAGAUGGAUCAAUAAAGGAGCGCAACAGAGGCAUGGUCACAAAACAAGAUUCAUAUUGUUGAUAAUGCCUCCAAGGAAGAGACCUCUUGUCCCGGUUAGUGCAAGAAGAUGGCCAAAAGACGACGAUGAUUACUUUCCCUUUAAUUUGCUACCAGUGGAGUGUCAGCUCCAUGUUCUUUCAUUCCUGAGUGAGUUGGAUAAGUGUAACUCUGCACUCGUAUGCUCCAGCUGGAGUUGCCUGGUACGCUCUGGGAAGCUCUGGAGAGUGGCUGAUUAUUCUCGCCGGGGAGUGUUCCAUCUCGGACAAGAAGGACUACUCGUGUCCAACAGGGAGUUUGAGCGCUGGAAAUCAUGGGUUCACCAUUACACUCACCAUCUCAUAUCCCGUGGGGCCAGUUUGCUUACCCUCAAAGCAAGCUUUGAUUUGGGGGACCAGUGCAAUAAAUGGGGCGAGCUGCUUUCUCAUUUGCUAGAGAAUGUCCACUGCAGGGAUCUCAGCCACCUAGAUUUGAACUGGACAUUUACUCUGCUUGAGCCGUUGGACCUUCGGGUUCAUUCCGGUUCUAGCUCACACCAGGACAUCAUCACCAAGAUGGACCAAGUUAAUAACUUCCAGAUUCUUUUAGACAAAUUAACCAACAACUGUCCGCGAAUCACCAAGAUGCGCUUACACUUUGACUGGUCUGAGAAAUCAGUAGCUUUAAUCACUCAGUUUCAACAUUUGCGCAUAUUGGAACUUAAGUACUUUUGGGUGUUUAAAGGAGUGAGCCCAAGCACCUUGCAGACACUGACUAAAUCACUGCCUAACCUGAAGUCUCUUACUCUCCAUGUUCUUGUACCACUUCGAAAUUUGGGCAUUUCUUACACACUUGAAUCACUUUCCCUGGAGUUCCUUGAUGUUUCCCCAAGCCGAGGACUGGUGUUCUCUUGCCUCAAACUGCCUGCUCUGAGAGAGCUUCGGGCCAAAAAGAUUGUCCGUGGGAUCACUCUGGACCGGCGCACCAGGCUCCGAAUCCAGAGCAGGUGGCCUUGCCUGUAUCAGGUGUUAAGGGAGGGGACACCCAAGCUACAGGUGCUUAACAGCGAACGACUCAUUCCAAACUGGAGAGAGCAGAGUUACGUAGAGCUCACGUCAGUUCUCCAGCAGUCCUGUUAUUGCCUGCAGCAUCUGGACAGUUGGCUUUGGUGAACAAAAUCUUGCAGAGUUGAUGUUAUAGCAAAUAGAUAUUGAUGUCAGGCUGUUGAAACCAUUUAGAAACUAAUUAUUCGGAUUUUUGUAACAACAAGCCAGCUUAAAGACAUUAAUGCAAGGAAUAGGGAUGUCCCAAUCUGAUGACAAGAAUUUGUACUGGCGACGAUGCAGAUGUUUAUUUUAAAUAAGGAUUUUAACAUCAUGUUUAACACUUUGAUGACAUUCAUGACACAUCAGGUAGUUACAGGUUACACAUGAUUCAUCAGCUUAAAUUCAAUGUCAAUCCCCAUCACGGGUGAUUUGUAUCCUCUUUUUUAUUUUAUUUAUAUUUUUUCCCCUCUUUUCCCCCCUGUUUUUAUCCCCCAGUCUAGUCGUAUCCAAUUACCCUGAUUGCGUCCUCUAUAGUGAUUCGACCCUUCACCGCUGACUGAGGACGCCUCUCAACUGACAUACGCCCCCUCCUGUACGCACAGUCAGUACAGACUGCAUUUUUCACCUGCACGAGUCGAGUUCAUACACUUGACGGGCACUGUGUACGGAGGGACACACCCCCAUCAGCAUUAUUUCUCAGCCCUGUGCAGGCGCCAUCAGUCAGCCAGCAGGGGGCGCAGUCGCACCAGUUAUGAGGACCUAUGAUCCGACUUUCUUACCCUCUAACCCUGAACAACAGCCAAUCGUUGUUCAUACAGCCGCCCAGUCGGAGAAGCAGAGCUGAGAUUCGAUACGAUGUAUUCGAAACCCCAACUCUGGUAAGCUAGCGUACUUUACCGCUGUACCCCCCAGACAUGGGGAGAGCAUGCAAACUCAACAGAGAAAGGAUCAGGACCAUUCCACCUGUGAAUCGAACCCAGAACCUUUCUGCUGUGAUGGUACUACCCACCGAGCUACCAUGCCGCCCACGACAAUGCAGGCCUAAAAUGCUUUAUCAGUGUAGUAUUACAUUUUUACAUAUUCCAAUGUAAUUCUCAAACAUACUUGUUCAGUAAUGUAUCAGCUGAUCCUUAGAAUUUCAGUGUCAGAAAUGAAUAGAAAAUGGGAUUGGGACAUCCCUAACAGUACAAAAAAGAACAUUGUACUUUGACUUCAAAUGUCAGAAAUCUGGUAGUUAUUUGGACUGAUCUUUGUUGUAUCUGUUGAAUCAAAGCGCACCGUUUUAAUAUAUGACGAAGAUGAUGACUGUAUAAUGUAGGAAAAAGCAAAGCUAAGUGUUGUCUAUGUCUUUGAUGUGCAGACCUUGUAUACUGCUGUUGACAUAAAACAAUAGGCAAGAUGACAUUAUUAAAGAUUUAUAGGAUGGGUUUUAUCAUCUUUUAGGAAUACACGCUAGCUUACCAACAGAGAGAAGCAGUGAGGAAAAUGUUGAUGGAAUAAGUGCUGUGAUGUGUGUCAGGUCUCAACCUUUUGUGUGAAUUAUUUUUCUUUAUUAGACGUGAACAGCAGUUCUGAAGUUUUUAAUGUCAGUUUUUAAAAAUGUUGUAUGAUUCUAAAUCUUGCUUUAGGCUUAUCCAUGUGCUUAACUAUACAACAAACCAGAUCAGUAAUAUGACAGUGAUUUGACAUUCCAGACUCAUGUUAAACAUAUACAC
Messenger RNA from Trichomycterus rosablanca, 2868 nucleotides. RefSeq lists its product as uncharacterized. NCBI's taxonomy places the organism in Eukaryota, Metazoa, Chordata, Actinopteri, Siluriformes, Trichomycteridae. Gene Ontology annotation, biological process: SCF-dependent proteasomal ubiquitin-dependent protein catabolic process; protein polyubiquitination. The transcript is spliced from 2 exons. The coding region runs from base 155 to 1279 and encodes 374 amino acids. The record is from RefSeq and is a predicted model, not a curated record. Gene Ontology annotation, molecular function: protein binding. Gene Ontology annotation, cellular component: SCF ubiquitin ligase complex.